AUGGAUGGUUUGGGCUGGAACAGCUCCGAGGACGGUUCCCCCAAUUUAGCUGAUGCUCAAAAGGUGCUGGGAGAUCAGUCGCAGAUCCGGAAGGAUGAGGCAGGCUGGAUCGCGGCCCAACUGGGCUUGGAGAAGGGGCACGUGGCAGGGGCGGUUCGCCUCUUCCAGGAGGGAAGCACGCUGCCCUUCAUCGCACGAUACCGGAAAGAGCAGACAGGUUCCAUGAACGAAGAGAACCUGCGGCGCGUCGAGCGCGAGCUGAACCGCGUGAGGGACCUCGAGACGAAACGGGCCAGGGUUGCCCUGGCCCUGCAACGGGGGAAGCACCUCACCCCAGAUCUCGGUGAGAGCUUGCUGCAGGCGGAAAGCCUGGAGGACAUCGAUGCUUUGUGGGCGCCCUUCAAAGCCAAGAGGCAGACGCGGGCCCAGGUGGCAAAGUCUUUGGGCUUGGAGCCCUUGGCCAGCCUCUUGGAGGAGGCGGCCAAGCAGCUCGCACCCCGCAACAUUGAGGUGGCCUUACCAUUGGAGGCAGAGGCCGUGACGCUCCAAGAAGCCGGGCCCGAGAAGUCCGAGGAGGCAGAGAAGCCGAGGGAGGUGGAGUUCCUGAAACCGCAGGCGCCCUUGCCGGAGAAGACGCUAGAGGAGGCGGCAGCGCAGUUCAUCACGGCCGAGGUCCCCAACGUGGAGGCCGUCUUGAAGGCGGCCCGGGACAUCUUAGCCGAGCAGUUCGCACACCGUGGAGAUGUGCGGCAGCUAGCCCGCAGCGUGCUCGAGAACAAGGUGCGGCUUGCAUCUCGCCGGCGCGGUGACGCCGACCCGGAGGGUCAGUUCAAGACAUACUGGGAGUUCAGCUCCCCGCUGCGGCAGGUGAAGCCGCAUCAGUUCCUGGCGGUGCAGCGCGGAGAGCAGAAGAAGUGCCUCAGCUUGAGCUUCGCCAUCACGGCUGAAGACUCAACUUAUUUGCUCGAUGCCUUGAUGGCCACCUUCCUGGGCGAUCGGCCGCGACAGGGCAUCGAAGCAACCCCGACGCCCAUGAGAGCAGCAGGGGGCAAGUCAAACCUCGGGGGCCGUGCUGCAUAUCGGGCAGAGAUUCGCUUGGCGCUGGAGGAUGCCUACAAGCGCCUGCUCCUUCCCUUCCUGGAGCGCGAGUGGCGCCGGCGCUUGAAGCAGCAAGCAGAGGACGAGGCUUUCGACACCUAUCGCCGGAACCUGAAAAAGAAGCUCCUGCUGGCCCCUUUGAGGCUUCAUCCCGAUUGGGGGUAUACCGAAGAUUGCGGCUCCCCCGUGUCUGCCGUUUUGGGCGUGGAUCCCGCAUUUCGCACCGGCUGCAAAUGUGCUCUCAUCUCGUUGACAGGCCAAGUCCUAGCCACCAAGACUGUGUUUCCGCACCCGAACUAUGCUGGAGCAUCGGUGCCCCUGCCACAGGCCGAGACCGCCAGCCGCAACCUCAAAGAUCUGCUUCAGCAGGGCCUCGGCUUCAGCGAAGCGCCGGAUCUCGAUGCCCUGGCGGACCUGGAUCCUCCGAGCUCUGAGAGACCACGGAAGAGGUGCCGCAGAUAA
Messenger RNA from Symbiodinium necroappetens, 1560 nucleotides. The record is from the annotation of a GenBank genome assembly. NCBI's taxonomy places the organism in Eukaryota, Dinophyceae, Suessiales, Symbiodiniaceae.